CCUAGUGUACAGAAGUUGAAACAUUUCCCAGGAAGAGAUGCAAGAAACAUUCAGGGCCAGUAGCAGGAAGAGUACCAAUUAGCUGAGAUCAGCUACAGUGCCAAUGCACUCUGGACAACCUGGAUUCCUUUGGAAGACUCCUGAUGCCACAUAUGGCCAUGCAUGGCCUUGUUUUGUCUCUCCUGCUCAUCCUUCUGGCUGGUGGGGCUGAAUCCUUUCGUAUCUGUGCCUUCAAUGCCCAGAGACUGGCACAGCCCAAGGUGGCCAAGAAGUCAGUGAUGGAUACCUUAGUUCAGAUCCUGGCCCGAUGUGAUAUCACAGUUCUUCAGGAGGUGGUGGAUUCUUCCCAGAAAACUGUCUCCCUUCUGCUUCAAGAACUUAAUAGAUUUGUGGGUUCCAGGAGUUACAGCUUCCUAAACAGCUCCCUACUGGGGCGUAGCACAUACAAGGAGAAGUAUGUGUAUAUCUACCGGUCUGACAAGACACAGGUCCUGAGUUCUUACCAGUACAAUGACACAGAUGAUGUUUUCGCCAGAGAACCAUUUGUGGCCCAGUUUACUCUUCCUAGCAAAAUCCUUCCAAAUGUGGUUCUGGUUCCACUCCACACUACUCCCAAGGAUGUUGAGAAGGAGCUGAAUGCCCUAUAUGAUGUGUUUCUGGAUGUCUCCCAACGCUGGCAAAAUGAGGAUGUGAUCCUGCUUGGAGACUUCAAUGCUGACUGUGCAUCACUGACUAAAAAGCGUCUCAACAGCCUGCUACUGCGGACUAAAGCAGGCUUCCACUGGGUGAUUUCUGAUGGGGAGGACACUACAGUGAGAGCCAGCACCAACUGUACCUAUGACCGAAUUGUGAUGCAUGGGAAGGGAUGUCAGACACUGCUGAGGGCUGCAGCCCCCUUCAACUUCCCCAGGAGCUUUCAGCUGACUGAGGAUGAGGCUCUCAGAAUCAGUGACCAUUAUCCUGUGGAGGUGGAGCUGAGCCAGGCAGCUCAGGGCAUCCAACCCUUCAUGUUGGCUAUUCUGCUGCUGCUGUCACUUUUGCCAUCUCAGCUGGGCUAGGUGGCUUGACACUUCCUUUCAGAUGACCACUGACUUGACUAGGACACUGACUGAGCUAAAGCACGGCCUCAAAUACAGCUUUUCCUUCUGUUUUUAUGUAGGCUUUCUGCUGCUUGCUAUUUCAAGAGGAAAAAAGGGCUGGCAGUGUUUUUACCUAGUAUAUCCUAUGCCCUGGGGUUGAUUCCUUUUUGAAAUAGGACUCGUCACUAUAUGCAACUCUAACUCAGGUAGUCAGGUGCACAAAGGAGGUUCCAGGACUAGGAAUGGGCUAAGAACUCAGACUAUGCCUAAAAGAUUUAUGCAACUGACAUCAAGAGCCAGAUAGGAAGACUAAGUAUCCUAGAAACCUUAUAGAAGAUGAGCUCAUGAGCCGGGCCGUGGUGCUGCCUUUAAUCCCAGCACUCAGGAGGCAGGUGGAUCUCUGAGUUUGAGGCCAGCCUGGUCUACAAGAGCUAGUUCUAGGACAGGCUCCAAAGCCACAGAGAAACCGUCUCGAAAAACCGAAAAAGAGCUCACACUAAAAAGAAAACUCAGACGUGAACUCAUACAAAAAUCUCUGGUAGAGGGGGCUGGAGAGAUGGCUCAGCGGUUAAGAGCACUGACUGCUCUUCCAAAGGUCCUGAGUUCAAUUCUCAGCAACCACAUGGUGGCUCACAACCAUCUGUAAUGAGGUCUGGUGCCCUCUUCUGGCCUGCAGGCAUAUACACAAACUGAAUAUUGUAUACAUAAUAAAUAAAUAUCAAAAAAAAAUCUCUAGUAGAUAAAGAACUGUUCAUAGCACUAUUAACUCUAGGCUUGUUUCAAAAAUUUUUAGACAUAACUAAUCCUGUUUCUCAAAUGGCUAAACUACAUGGGCCAGCCUUGUCUCUGGGCCACAUAUCCAUUGUAUGGUUCACUUACUCUGUAUUCAUAUACUUAUUACAUGGCUGUCAGGGAUAUCAAGCAAAAUAUACAAAUAAAGUCACCAA
This is a messenger RNA of Microtus oregoni (creeping vole), 2026 nucleotides long. Its product is annotated as deoxyribonuclease-1-like 1. Gene Ontology annotation, cellular component: nucleus. The record is from RefSeq and is a predicted model, not a curated record. Gene Ontology annotation, molecular function: DNA nuclease activity. NCBI's taxonomy places the organism in Eukaryota, Metazoa, Chordata, Mammalia, Rodentia, Cricetidae. Gene Ontology annotation, biological process: DNA catabolic process.